AUCGUCAAGCAUCACAGCAGGAUAGCAGACGUACGUACACAGGCAGCUAGCUCUCGAAACCUCGCUCGAAACGCACCAUGGCGUCCCUGGGUAGCAGCGCUGGCGGCCGUCGUCCCACGGUGCUCCUGCAGAUCGCUCUCUUCGUCGUCGUCGCCGCGAUCAUCAUCAACAGCUCCGUCUGCCUUGGAGCCACGGCCGUCCACGACGCCGCCGCCUCAGGCACCGGUGCUCUCGACCCUAACGUCCCUGCUGUUCCGACGCCGGGCGGUGCCGGUCAACCCUACACCGGCCGUGGGUGCCGCACAGUUUACGGAUGUAGACCACCGGCGGGUGGCCAGCCCUAAUUACAUCCGCGUGCAGCAUGCCCCAUCUCCCAGACACAAUGCAUGCGAGGAUCCAUCGAUAUAUGUAAUUGGUUAGCACAAGUUAAUCUACUGACACGCACCACCUUAUGUACUCGGUAAUACCGUCUCGUGAUGUACUUGUACCUACUUAAACUCGAAUAAAUUUGGAUCGUUGCAUGUUUGGAA
Messenger RNA from Triticum dicoccoides, 530 nucleotides. RefSeq names its product protein WIR1A. Lineage: Eukaryota; Viridiplantae; Streptophyta; Magnoliopsida; Poales; Poaceae. The coding region runs from base 78 to 344 and encodes 88 amino acids. The transcript has 2 exons. The record is from RefSeq and is a predicted model, not a curated record.